ACAUUUACAUUUUCAUUACACUUAUCUUUCUGUCUUACUCUGCUUUUCUUGGUUUUAGAAACGGAUACCGGAAGAAGGGUGGCCGGAUCACGCGCUAGAGUUGUUCCUCUCGUGGCUUGCCUGCCACGACACUAACAACAGAGUAGACACUGUAAGGAUUGUCGCCUGCAAAGCUGCUCUUGUAGUGCCGCUAUGCACAGGAUUUGAGCCAUUGGUAGUGGAUUCCGUUCGGGAAGGCGAUGCGCUAGUGACGGAUGUGGAGAGCGUGAACAGAAUAUUGGAGCAGCGCGGAGACGAGAUUCUUUGCGUGAUGUCCACAACGUCGUGUUUCGCUCCGCGCAGUCCGGACUCGUUAGAGGCUAUCUCCGGCAUCUGCCAGAUUUACAACGUACCGCAUCUUGUGAACAAUGCGUAUGGUCUUCAAAGUGAGGAGUGUGUGAGAAGAAUUAAUGCGGGUCGUGAGACUGGAAGAAUUGACGCUUUCGUGCAGUCUCUUGAUAAGAAUUUCCAGGUAAAAAUGUUAUGUAAAGUGGCAGAAACUGCUUUUUCUUAA
Molecule: messenger RNA, 553 nt
Organism: Strongylus vulgaris
Lineage: Eukaryota; Metazoa; Nematoda; Chromadorea; Rhabditida; Strongylidae
Source: the annotation of a GenBank genome assembly